Messenger RNA from Ilex paraguariensis (yerba mate), 2905 nucleotides. The record is from the annotation of a GenBank genome assembly. Lineage: Eukaryota; Viridiplantae; Streptophyta; Magnoliopsida; Aquifoliales; Aquifoliaceae.
UCUGUCGUCUCCUCAAUCUCCGGAACCCUUCUCCCUCUCUCUCUCUCUCUCUCUCUCUCUCUCUCUCUCUCGCAUCCACACAACAUCACAGUAAACCCAUACAAAAUCCUAGCAUCCAUCGAACAUCACAAUAAACCCAGACAAAUAUUUAAACGCCAAUGAGUGGAGUGCUCAGGUGACAAACUUAAGCCGCCAAACAACUCAUUUCAAUCCUUCUAAGAUUCAGGUAUUGGUGAAAAAAUGGCCUCAAAUGCAACAGUCCAAUGUCCGCCACCCAUGAAGGCUACAUCUAAUGGGGCCUUCCAGGGAGAUAAUCCUCUUGAUUAUGCACUUCCUCUUGCCAUUUUGCAGAUAUGUAUGGUGGUUGUUCUCACCCGACUGCUUGCUUAUGUUCUUAGGCCAGUAAGACAACCUCGAGUGAUUGCUGAGAUUAUUGGAGGAGUUUUACUUGGGCCAUCAGCUCUGGGACGCAAUACGGAUUAUUUAAAUGCAGUUUUUCCAGCCAAAAGCCUCACUGUGCUUGAUACUCUAGCAAAUUUUGGUCUGCUCUUCUUCCUAUUCUUGGUUGGCCUUGAGCUAGACCUGAGAACCCUCCGUCGUACAGGGAAGAAAGCCUUGAGCAUUGCUGUAGCAGGAAUCUCCUUGCCCUUCAUUUUAGGAAUUGGAACAUCAUUUGUUCUCAGACGAACAAUUUCAAAAGGUGUAAAUGAAGGUCCAUUUCUUGUGUUCAUGGGAGUGGCACUUUCCAUUACUGCCUUCCCUGUAUUGGCUCGUAUCCUGGCCGAGCUCAAGCUUUUAACCACUGAUGUUGGCCGAAUGGCCAUGUCUGCUGCAGCAGUCAACGACGUGGCUGCAUGGAUUCUGCUUGCUCUCGCCAUUGCCCUCUCUGGCACGGGCCAUUCACCCCUUAUUUCUCUGUGGGUGUUCUUGUGUGGGUCUGGUUUUGUUCUUUGUUGCACAUUUGUAAUGCCACCUAUAUUCAAAUGGAUGGCACGUCGAUGCCCCGAGGGUGAGCCAGUGGAUGAAAUGUACAUUUGUUCUACUUUAGCAGCAGUUUUAGCCGCAGGAUUUGUCACUGAUACUAUUGGAAUCCAUGCCCUUUUCGGGGCUUUCGUGAUGGGAGUUCUAGUCCCAAAGGAAGGGCCAUUUGCGGGGGCUCUCGUGGAAAAGGUUGAGGAUCUUGUUUCUGGUCUUUUCCUUCCAUUGUACUUUGUCUCAAGCGGAUUGAAGACCAAUGUGGCCAGUAUUCAUGGGGCUCAGUCUUGGGGUCUGCUUGUUUUGGUCAUAUUUACAGCCUGUUUUGGCAAGAUCGUGGGUACAAUUGUGGUCUCACUUUUGUGCAGAGUGCCUUUUAAGGAGGCUUUAGCUUUGGGGAUUUUGAUGAACACUAAAGGCUUGGUGGAGCUCAUUGUCCUCAACAUUGGGAAGGACAGAGGGGUGUUGAAUGAGCAAACAUUUACUAUCUUGGUUCUGAUGGCACUCUUCACAACCUUUAUCACCACUCCUUUAGUCGUGGCAGUAUAUAAGCCUGCCAAAACUAUAAGCAAAACUGAAUACAAGCACAGAACGAUUCGUAGGAAAGAUACAGGUACACAACUCCGAGUGAUGGUCUGUUUCCACAGUACGAGGAAUAUUCCUUCAUUGAUUAAUCUCAUCGAGGCUUCGCGAGGAAUGGGGAAAAAGGAAGUAAUUUGUGUCUACGCAAUGCACCUUAUGGAGCUCUCCGAAAGGUCAUCAGCAGUACUUAUGGUUCACAAGGCAAGAAGGAAUGGCCGGCCAUUUUGGAACAAAGGGAGGGACUCUGAUUCCAACCAAAUUGUUGUUGCCUUCGAGGCUUUUCGACAUCUGAGCAAAGUCUCAAUCCGACCCAUGACUGCAAUCUCACCAAUGUCAAGCAUACACGAGGAUGUAUGUGCUAGUGCUGAGAGUAAAAGAACUGCCAUGAUAAUCCUCCCAUUCCACAAGCAUCAGAGGCUAGAUGGGCAAUUAGAGACGACUCGAGCUGAUCUCAGGUAUGUCAACAGGAGGGUUCUUGAGCAUGCACCAUGUUCAAUUGGUCUCUUUGUGGAUCGUGGGCUUGGUGGAAACACUCACAUUCCUGCAAGCAAUCUUGAUUCUGUUAUAGUUGUGCUUUUCUUCGGAGGACACGACGAUCAUGAAGCUCUUGCCUACGGUGCAAGAAUGGCCGAACACCCUGGCAUCAAUUUAAUUGUUGUCCGAUUCUUGGUUGAUUCCAAGGUUGUGGGGAAGGUUGUCAGUGUCGAUAUUACUGAAACCUUAACAGCAGAAACAAGGUCCGAGGAUGAAGAAAUCCUCGACGAUUUAAAGGAGACAAUGUCAAAAGAUGGCUCAAUCAAAUAUGAAGAGAGAGAGAUGACUAGUGCAGAAGAAACAGUUGAAGUUAUCAAGGAGUAUAGUCGUUGCAAUCUGUUUGUAGUUGGAAGAAUGUCCGAGGGGCAGUUAGUGGCAGCAAUGAACAAAAAAAGUGAGUGCCCAGAACUGGGGCCAGUGGGCAGCUUACUGACCUCACCUGAAUUCGCCACAACUGCAUCAGUUUUGGUGGUUCAACAGUACCGUAGUGAGUUGCCUCUACAGUCAUUAGCUUCCUUGAAAGAGCCGGAGUCCACGACCGAGGGCGAUGAUGAAUUUAACUGAUUGAGUUUUUCUCUCUUGGGGACUAUGGUUUGAUGUAUAGAAGAACAUUGUAAAAAGGAAACAAAAGGCAAAAAUAUAAUGCAGUUUCUGCUCAUUUUCUCACUCUUUUUCCCUUCUCUCUAGUGCAAUAUUGGAAGUUACCAAUGUAUUGCAGCCUGUAUUUCUCAGUGUUUCUUGCUGUACUAAGUCUCUGUUUAUUUUCUUUCUUGUAAAGCUCAAGGCAGAGUGGCCUCACAAAAAGAACGUAAAU